AUGAUAGAAGAACAAUACGACUCCGAAGAAGAAACGCUCGAAGAUCUUUACGAAGGAGAAGACGACGCAGAUGCUGAGGCUGAGAUGUACGAUGAGCCUGGAGAUGCGCUGCCAGGCAUGACGCCAGGCGCGGACGACGCGACGGAGGACGGCGAUGAUGACUCUGGUUCAGAUGACUCUGAAUCUGAUGAAGACGAGGACGAGGAAGAAGAAGACGAAGAGCCGCUGGACUUGGGUUUAAUUGAUGAACUAGACCAACCGCCACCACAACCACCUGCCAAUGAACAUCUGAAGGCUGCGAAAACAGAUGCAAGGUCACCUUCUGUGCCUCCUCCAGCUCCUCCUUCACCUCCUCGAAUACGCGAACUAACUCCUGCUCAACUUCGCCGAAAGGCUCUCACUUUCACCCUGGAUAAGGCUCCGCGUUCUUUUGUGAUAGAAGCAAUAUGCGCGAUCCCUCACCCAGCCCCAACACACGCACUUGCUUCAUCAGCAUGCAUGACCCACCUUUUGACUGGUUCAGACGACGGAUAUAUCAGGAAUUAUGAUAUCUUUGCUGCAGUCAACAGCAAGAAUUUUUUGACGGCUCCUCAACGACAACAUGCGGGUGUAGUUGAAGGUCUUAUGAAGUCCGGACAACUACGGUUUUGGUGGGAAAACCCAGUACCAGUACAGGAACCUAGGCCUGCUGGGGUUUUGGCUGCAGAUGACGAACCUCGUUUGGCGCCUAUUUAUAGUCUGGCUAUGCAGUCCGAUGCUCUCUGGACGCUGGCUGGGACGGAUGCCGGCAACAUCAACUUGUUUACUGUCCGUCACGAUCCUGGGAGGCUCAUUCAUAUCAUGAACGGACACAGAGGUCCCAUUUCUGCCCUUGCAUUGGACUACGAUGAAAAGGGGUUUUUCAGCGCUGGUUGGGAUGGCGAAGCCAUCCAAUGGGAUCUAAACACAGGUCAAGGCGUCCGUAACUAUACCGCGCAUAACACUCACCUCACAAGUAUUGCCAUUCGGCCACUGUCAUCUGGCUACGCUCCUACAAGUGCUCCAGUUUAUAUACGGACAGAUCAAGGAGCAGAAACAACAGAGCAGAAGCCAUUGACCAAUGAUAGCAUGGACAUCGAUGUAGACUCGAAGCCGGGCACGAAUAAUGCAUCAAACGGAGGACAGCUACCUGACCUGUCACAAGCGAUACCCAUGGAUUCUGAUGCCCGUUCGGAUGCAUCUUUUGACCCUCUUUUUGAUGACGUUCCAGAUGAACCUGCAAAACCAGCCGUUGAAGCGAAACUCGCAAUGCCUGGCACCUCACAGGUCCGACAGCCAGCUGGACCUCCACCACAGUCGACAAUACCCCCACCAAAAGGCGCGCCUCCCCUUUUCGAUCCCGUAGAAUAUGCAACAUAUUCGUCUGAACUGCUCAUGACUUCAUACAUUGAUGGCCAAGUUGUUCUAUGGGACAGGAGGGUCCAAACUGCCGGCAAGGGCGUAGGUCGAUUAUGGAUGAGCGAAAAGACUCCACCAUGGUGCUUAUCUGCUUGUUGGUCUGCUGAUGGAGCAUACAUUUACGCAGGAAGACGGAAUGGCACCGUUGAUGCUUGGGAUGUACGGGUCCUUGGGACGUCCGGACCUACGAAUACACCUAGGGUCUUCAAAUCCCUUCGUAAUCCCACUAGCUCAGGUGUUGUUUCCGCUUCUGUCGAUAACAUUCGCCUAUGGAACGUGGCAGAUGCUGGGGAAGAUGUAUUUGGAAGAUCGAGAAGUGGUGUUCAGUUCAAGAUUAUUCCAGGACACCAUGGAGGUUACAUCUCCCAAAUGCUCAUUGAUGCAGGUGCUCGAUUCCUCGUUAGCGCGAGCAGCAACCGAGGCUGGCAUGGCGACUCAACCCGAACUGUAUUCGUUCAUGACAUUAAAUACCUGCUCUAA
Molecule: messenger RNA, 1917 nt
Organism: Cyclocybe aegerita
Lineage: Eukaryota; Fungi; Basidiomycota; Agaricomycetes; Agaricales; Hemipholiotaceae
Source: the annotation of a GenBank genome assembly